CCCAAUAUCUUUUCCUCUUUUAAACCACCCAAAGUUCUCUGAUUCACACUGUUCUUUCCCUGAUAAUGCUUAGACCAUUUCUAUUGUGUUAUUGUGUUCAGAAUGCCCAUCCUCCCCCAUUUCAAAUCACAUGAUGAACCGGGAAUUCCCCGAUGAGCUUCCAUAAUCCAUUCAGAACAACAACAUCUACAACCAUCUGGUCCAAACCCCCUUCUACCGAAGUAUUCAAUGCGCCUAUUAUUUACCACAGCAUUCUGUUGGCAGCUUUCAAAGGAAUCAGUGUUACCUUCAACGGCGACUGGCAGCAAAAAAAAGACCAAGGUGGGCUGAUAUUCGUCCUAGCAACUGCAGAGGCAAGCCACAGAAGUGGCUGAAGGCUGAUAUCGAGCUGAUUAACGGUAAGCUGUGUCUGGACACCGUCUUCAAAGACCAACAUAUGGAUCGGAGUCUGUUUCCUGUGUUGUCAGAGGUGCGCUGCGACACGGGAAAUUGCCCGAGAACUGAGGACUAGCAGCCUAUGGGUGUAUCAUGUGGAGGGAGACCAGGAAUUGCCUCUACGGGAGGCCACUUGGGCGCUUGAAGGGGAGGAUGAAGCGCAGGCAUUGGGUUGGUAUCUAUGCAGCAAGACUGCCCAGUCAAGGGGAUAAUUUAAACGUCAACUUCAAACACUUAGUAUAGAUUAAGCCGAAUGAGGCCUUUUCUACGGUGUGC
Molecule: messenger RNA, 711 nt
Organism: Aspergillus ruber CBS 135680
Lineage: Eukaryota; Fungi; Ascomycota; Eurotiomycetes; Eurotiales; Aspergillaceae
Exons: 1
Coding region: 153-374 (73 amino acids)
Source: RefSeq, a predicted model, not a curated record